Messenger RNA from Haliotis rufescens (red abalone), 1362 nucleotides. RefSeq names its product integumentary mucin C.1-like. NCBI's taxonomy places the organism in Eukaryota, Metazoa, Mollusca, Gastropoda, Lepetellida, Haliotidae. The record is from RefSeq and is a predicted model, not a curated record. The transcript has 4 exons. Bases 114 to 908 code for a protein of 264 amino acids.
UUAAACAAAUUCUACAAUUUGAUUUGUUAUAGUAUUGCGGAAGCCACGUGCUGCACAGGGCUCUGUUUGACGAUGAAUACACAGAUCUGUGUUGCGAUACCAACUACUGUAAUAUGGGCGAGAACAUGAAACUCACUACAGUUACUACAGGUCCCACAAAUACCGCCACAUCAACCACUGCUGCAAGAGUUACUACGGCUGCUACCACUGAUACCCUUUCUACUACUACCAGCACUAGCAUCAGAUCUACCAGAACGUCACCUUCUACAACACCCACUACAACAGAUGCCACCACAACGACGCCUACUACAAUCACUACCACCCCCGCGAUAACAACUACCACAACACCUUCUACAACAACCACUACAUCGACAACUGCCACCACACAAAAACCAACAACUCCCACUACCACCACGACACCCACAACAACAACUACCACUACAACCACUACGACACCUUCUACAACAUCAACCACUACAACCACCACGACUCCUUCUACAACAUAUACCACCACGACCGCUACGACACCUACAACAAUUAUAGCAACCACUACUACUACUACAACAACACCUACAACACUUCCUCCAGGAGUGCUCUGUCAAAGUUGCACGUCGUUCUUGUGUUUAGCGACACACAAUUUCCAGAUGUGUGAAUAUCCUACGAGGUACUGCUACACGAACAUCAAGGUCUCUAGCAAUGGUCAAGUGGAACUGACGAAGAAGUGUGCCUCUAAACAGACCUGUCAGAAAUUGUGGUGGCAGCAAUCUUCGGACAGAGAGGAAUGUGUGAAUCUCAAGCAGCAUCUACAAGAUCAUGUUGAUUUCAGCUGUGACUAUUGCUGCACAACAGACAAAUGUAACGCUGAUGAUGUCCCCGCUACAAACACACUUUUCAAGGGCUCGGACUAAUGAAUGGGCAUGUUAAAAAGGACUGCACUCUGAUUUGAAUAUGUUACUUAGUGGCGUAGAUAACAGAUAUACUUAUUUAAAUGGCAUUACAAGCAUGUGUAUGGUCAGUCAGCUUAUGGUAACUGAAAAGACUCCAACAAUCAAAGACGACGGAUAUUGUGAAAAGAAGAUGUAAGCAAAAUCAGAAUUGUAAAUGAACAUUGAAAACAACACAAAAAUAGUCCAAAUCAAAUAAUUCUAUCAAAUUUUAUACCACAAAUAUAUGAAUGUACCACCUGGCGGCCAUUAUGAAAUGAGACAGCCAUUUGGAUAUUCAGGUGGCUUGCGUUUGUUUGUAAAGUGUGUGUCAUCAUUACACCUAAUUUUGGAAGGAAUGUAAUUGAUGGAAUGCACUUUAGAUUAAAUUACAAUAAAUCUCGAGUUGCACCAUCAUUCUGUGCAACAAAAACUUCAA